This is a messenger RNA of Hermetia illucens (black soldier fly), 2933 nucleotides long. It is a transcript of the gene Fsn, whose product is annotated as F-box/SPRY domain-containing protein 1. The record is from RefSeq and is a predicted model, not a curated record. Gene Ontology annotation, biological process: proteasome-mediated ubiquitin-dependent protein catabolic process; synapse assembly involved in innervation. Lineage: Eukaryota; Metazoa; Arthropoda; Insecta; Diptera; Stratiomyidae. The transcript is spliced from 4 exons. Gene Ontology annotation, cellular component: synapse; SCF ubiquitin ligase complex. Gene Ontology annotation, molecular function: protein binding. Bases 293 to 1060 code for a protein of 255 amino acids.
UUCUGUCAUGCGUGCGUUUCACAUCUCGGAUGAUCGCCUGCUCUAAGUGAAUAUAGUGCUGUGUGUGAGCCUUAUCUACCGGAAAAUGAAUCUAUAAUUGAGAAAAAUCGUGUCGCGAACGACAAUCUCACUACGGAACCAUAUAACUCGCUAACGCGUGUAUUAGAACCGCAAGAAUUCGUCGUCCGCAUACCCGUUUCGCAGUCAAUUACGAGCCGUGUCAGACAGGCGGAUCUCUGCAAAUCCUUGAGUGGUGCCGCGCCAAUUAAAUUCGCGAAAGUGAAAAGAAAAUAUGGACGAACCGAUCAUAAAUCGACUCCCUGAUCAUAUACUUGAAAGCAUCUUUUCGUACCUGGACCUCCGCGAUUUGCGUAACUGCUCGCUGGUGUCGAAAAGAUGGUAUUGGUUUUUGAACGAUGAAAACAAUGAUGUUUGGCGGAUGCACUGCGUGCGGAAACUGGCCGAGGAAGCGCUCAAGUCGGACCUCCUGUCUUCGGUGCCCACAUACAAGGCGAAGUUGAGGGCAUUCUACCAUGCCUGGAACCCGAACGAUUGCUCGAGGAAUGUCUACAUAAAACCAAAUGGAUUCACUCUGCACAGAAACCCAGUCGCCCAAAGUACAGACGGUACCCGUGGCAAAAUUGGAUUCCGGCAAGGACGACAUUCAUGGGAGGUGAUAUGGGAAGGACCAUUAGGAACAGUGGCUGUGAUUGGAAUUUCAACAAAAGAAGCCGCACUACAGUGUCACGGUUACGUGGCGCUACUUGGCUCCGACGAUCAAAGUUGGGGCUGGAAUCUAGUCGAUAAUCAUUUAUUACAUAAUGGGGACGCGCAAGGAAAUUAUCCACUGUUAAAUAAUGCCCCGAAAUAUCAAGUAGGCGAAAGAAUUAGAGUUAUUUUAGAUUGCGAUGACAAUACGUUGUCAUUUGAGAAAAAUUACGAGUUUCUAGGAGUGGCGUUUCGAGGUUUACCUGACAAGAAGCUUUAUCCAACUGUAUCAGCGGUUUAUGGCAAUACAGAAGUGUCAAUGGUUUACUUAGGUCCACCUUUGGACGGCUAAUUGUUUUCAUUUAGUCGAGUUUACUCGAGAAAUUCGACUAUCAUCACUCUAUUCACUCAUUCACCAAAGCGAUAGGAAAACAUAUAACAAAAAAGGCAACUAUUUUAUCGAUAAUAUUGAAGAGUAAAAAAAGUAUUAGUUUGUCAGUCUCAAAAACUCUUUCACAUUUCUUCGUUAAAAGUGAAAAUGACUCGCUACAUUAUUAGGUUAUAGACGUCACAUUUAUAUAUAUAUACUGACACAGAAGACACUUAGGAUUAUUAUUUAUUAAACUUAAAUAAAAAACCAAAAACUGAUAGGAAAAACUUGUAUAAGCGUAAGUUUAAAAUGAUAUAAUGUGGUUAAAUUCUACUCAAAGAAAGACAUAGGUGAGAAUUACCCUCCAUAUAUAAUUCGAUUGAUUCGAUUUAAGAAUUUGAAUAUAAAGACGAUUUUUGAUAUAAAAUCAAAGCGAAAAACCCAAAAAAUUAUAAUAAACUUUGAUAAUUAUAGAAAAGAAAACAUACAAAAAAGCUAUUAUUGCGACAAGUGCGAAAAAUCAUUUUUCUAAAAAUUUAAGUCGUUAGAAUUAAGAAGUUGAUCAUUCGUCGCCAUCCCUUCUUCUCUUCAUAAAAUUUCGUCAAUAGGUAAGUUGAUUUUACAUUUGUUUUCUACCCACGAAAUUGUCAGCAAUAAUCAUGUUCUAUAAUUUUUGUUGUAGUAUAAUUUAAUGCGCUUCUAAUGCUCCCACUAAAUCACUUCCAGUAAAGUAUAUCGUAUCGGAUUGACCCGGCAAUUAUUGCAAUGCGAGAGGAAAGAAAGCAUUUAUGUAAUCCAAGCUAGAACUUAUAUUUCUCGUUUUGUACGAGUAAAGGCUAAGCAGGAAAAAUCCGAUCAUUUGGUUUAUUAGCUUUGCUAACAAUAACUUUUCAUGGAUAGUUUUAAAUUUUCUAGUAUAAAGAGUGUGGUUCGUCUUGGAUGUUGUCCUUCUGAAUCCACCACCACUACCAAUAUCCUUCAAUCGCGUCAUCUAAUUCCUGAAACCGAUGAGAUGUGUUAUCUUUAUCUAUUAAUUCGACUAGCGCUUUUCCCACUAAUCUUUGUCCUGCGGGUGCUUCCUUCCUAUCUAAAAAGGCAUUCGAACGUUGUCCAUGUGUUGGACGUGGCCAGCCCAUUGUAACUUUUGCCCCUUAAUGAUUCUAGGAACGUCUGGUUCCAUACACAUUUUGUACAUCAUCUGCAUCUGAUUUGGAAUGGAUCUCCAUCGCGCUCCCGCCCAAUAAUGAUUCUCAAAACUCUCCUUUAAAAUGCAUUCAGCAUGUUAUCAGAUGUUUGCAUGAUGGUCUUCGCACUCCUGUGUAUGCAGUUGUCCUUUAAAGUUGUCAGUACGGAAUAGAACGCUUUAUUUGCAAAAUAAGUCCACCCUCUAAUCUGGUCGGAUUUCUGGUACCCUCACGUGCGCCUAAUUAAAUAAAGCUGUCUACAUUUUCUAUAGUAUAUUCGUCGAUUGUGUUGUCUUGUCUCACGUGCGUCAUUUUUCUGACUUACCGGAAGCUUCAAGACGACGUGCUCUAACGCCAGAUUGAUUAAAAGUGCGACCAGUUCAUCUAUAUGGUUGCCAUUUACCCUUUUUUUGCGAGUAGGGUAGGUGAAUGCGUUUACGCACAGAGUAUUGGACUCUCGUAACAGCAUAUUGUCGGACCAGCAACUAAACACCUCCCUGUCAUCAGAGAAAUAGUAUGGAACCGUUUGACACAUUACUUCGGGCUAGCCCUCCUGCUCUCCCGGCUUUGGGAGCUUUCAAGUCAGGCAAUCCCUUUCACCAACGGGAGGGGAGGUGAGGAAGGUAGUUGGUAGUUCAGGUAACCUCUUGCCAUCCGGCCCCUCUGCCGCU